AAGAUGUACUCCUUUAAAUUAAUUCUUUCCAUUGCAUCUCCUGUUUUCAAAGCAAUGUUUUCUUCCGAUUUCAAAGAAAAAAAUGCUAAGGAAAUUGAGCUUCCCGGAAAAACCUACUGGGAUUUCGAAAAAUUUCUUAUGUGCUUAUCGCCAGAUAAAAACUUGGAUUUGGAUGAUGAUAUAAUUGAGAGGUUACUACCGUUAGCCCAAGAAUACCAGGUUAAUUCAAUUAUCAGGAAAUGUGAAACAUGGCUUCUUAAAGAGAUGGACAUUAGAGAAGCUACAGAUAAUUCCAUGAGAAAAGAGGUGGAAUUUUUAUUAAAAUCAUACUAUUACGGAAGUGAAUACAAAAUGCCAAAAAUACGAGCACGGGCUUUGAAACGACUAGUGCCAUUUAAAUUGAAGACUUACAAGAGUGUAAAAUCAUUUUAUGAAGAUCUCUCUGAAAAAGAUAAAGUAGAACUUCUGGAGGCCAGAAUAUAUGAAGUUGAUUCUUCACACGAGGCUGGUAUGUAUUGUGAAGAACAGUCUUCAUAUUUUUGGUAACUUUUUGUGAUUUUCAUAAACAAGAUAUAUGUAUGUAUGAAACAUUAUUAUAUAUAUCUCGGUACAUUGUAAUAAUA
This is a messenger RNA of Saccostrea echinata, 623 nucleotides long. RefSeq lists its product as uncharacterized. Gene Ontology annotation, molecular function: protein binding. The record is from RefSeq and is a predicted model, not a curated record. Bases 4 to 546 code for a protein of 180 amino acids. Lineage: Eukaryota; Metazoa; Mollusca; Bivalvia; Ostreida; Ostreidae. The transcript is spliced from 2 exons.